AGUUAUCACGUUGUACGUAUCAAUGUACAUGUACUUGUGAGAGUUUUCGACAUAACAUCGCCAGACUACAUCGUUUUCUAUUGACCGUCACAGUAACAGGAUGCGUCUUCUCCUGACCUUGGUUUUCACACUUUCCUCUGCCGAAGUUGGAAGUCAAAAAUCGAUUAAAGUUCAUUCCUACGACUCGCUGAUUACUUACCUUACAACAGGAGCGGAUCUCAGAUAUUUCUUCAACACUUCCAUCUGUGAUGAUUCAGCAUCAACUUCUAAAGCAGACGUUCCUAUGUUUGGCGGUAAAAUCAAAUUGUUUGUGGCGUACAACGAUUCAGAGAACGGCUCGGGACAAACGAUUUUCAGCCAUGUUCAAUACAUAGACGAAAAUAUAAAAGAUUUGAAUGUGGACAUACAUACACUGUGGAUAACUAACGAUACGGCUAUGAUAUUUUGGGGGAAACCCGGUGUCUUCUUGAAUAACACUGCGGAUAUGAAUGUCACAAUGUGUAACUGGACAAAGGGAGAAGGAAAUAUAUGGGUAAAACCGCACAGACAACAGAAACAAAUGGAGUCAUUCAAGGAGAUUAAAACCAUGUUGACUUCCGGUGAAGAGGUUCGCUGGGUGGUGAAUACGAAAGGAUGCAAAUGUCCACUAGAUCCUGACGAUUGUGGAGACGGUUCCUUUGGAAAUACUAUCAAAGAUUUCAAAAUUAUGAAGGACGGUUCCAUUACCUUCUCUGCAUCAACAACAUUUUUUGAGUUCUUUCCCUGGCAAUUUACCCGAUUACUUUCUUUUGGACAUCUUUACCAAAACAAUACGGCUACCUUCAAGAUGGCAUAUUUAGACCCUACAACGUGGAAAGAAGGAGACAAUGACAUGCUUUCAUGUCCAUUAGGUUCGAAAUCUUCUACCGAAGGGGUUAACUUUUUCAUUAAUGGAACCUAAAGAAAAGUACAUUUAAAAUUUUAAACAUUCAUAUCAAUAAUGCAUAAUCAAUAUUAGUGUCAAUAAAUACAAAAUUAUAA
Molecule: messenger RNA, 1020 nt
Organism: Ostrea edulis (European flat oyster)
Lineage: Eukaryota; Metazoa; Mollusca; Bivalvia; Ostreida; Ostreidae
Exons: 5
Coding region: 101-940 (279 amino acids)
Source: RefSeq, a predicted model, not a curated record